Molecule: messenger RNA, 3657 nt
Organism: Parnassius apollo (apollo)
Lineage: Eukaryota; Metazoa; Arthropoda; Insecta; Lepidoptera; Papilionidae
Source: the annotation of a GenBank genome assembly
AUGACGAAGCGCCGAAGAAUAGUCCAAGCUGACAAAAUUAUUCAAAAUGUUGUUCAUGUGUUUUGUUUGUUAAUGUUUUUGCAAUUAAAAGGUUACUAUUCAGUAGCUAAUAAUCCUGUUUUGUUAUAUUCUACCGCAACAGACAUAAGAAUUUUAAAUUCAUCGAAACCCGGUAAAGUUAACUUAAUAAUUAAAGGCUUAGAACAGGGCUCUGCUGUUGAUUUUUUGUAUGUGAAAAAUUUAAUAUGUUGGUCCGAUCAAACUGCAGAAUUGAUACAAUGUAUGAAUUAUAAUGAAACAUUUUCGGGUGAAAAAGAAAGAAUUGUAUCAGAAGGAUUGAUCACACCAACCGGUAUUGCAAUAGAUUGGUACACAGAUAAAAUAUAUUGGACAGAUGGUGAAACUAACAGAAUAGAAGUUAUUAGCAUAAAUCAGAAAUAUAGAAAAGUACUAUUUUGGUCUGAAGUUGAUUUAGCUAGAGCAAUUGCUGUUGUUCCAAAACAGGGAUUAAUGUUUUGGACUGACUGGGGUGAGAUACCUAAAAUAGAACGAGCAGGUAUGAAUGGGGAUCCAUCCUCUCGUAAAGUUAUUGUUAAAGACAAUAUAUUUUGGCCCAAUGGGAUCACAGUAGAUUACAACAAUAAUGUAAUAUAUUGGGCAGAUGCAAAGUUACAGUUUGUAGAUAUGAUAGAUUUCAAUGGUGAAAACAGAAACAGAAUUGUGAAAGGAGGAUUGGAAUAUCCAUAUGCACUUACAUUUUUCAAUGAUAAACUUUAUUGGACUGAUUGGAAAACUUGGACAAUUUACACUUGGGAUAUUUCCACAAAUGGCCCCAUAAAGGAAGUCAUAAAAUCUGACCCAGUACCAGUUGAUAUCAAAGUGUUUGAUGAUAAUCGACAGUUAAUGCCUACAGGAGAUUAUCCAUGUAAAUAUAACAAUGGGGGGUGCUCUCAUCUCUGCCUUUUGUCUCCUUCUCCACCAGGCUAUGUUUGUGCCUGCCCAACUGGUGUAAAGUUAAAGGAAGGCAGCAACACAACAUGUUACAAAAUGCCACAGUCCCUGUUGUUGAUUGCCCAGCGCUCCAUCAUAUCGAAGAUCUCUUUAGACUCUCCUGACUUCACACCCUACACAGUGCCUUUAAAGGAUCUCAAAAGAGCUCUGACUGUAGAUUUUGAUCCUAAGACUGAAUUUAUGUAUUGGGCUGAUAGCUUGUCCAAAACAAUAUCACGGGCGCGUCUCGAUGGAAGCGAGCAAUCUGUAGUGAUACACAGUAGCGGUGUUCCGGAUAGCAUAGCCAUCGAUCCGCUGGCCAGAAACAUCUACUGGACCGACCCUGUCACUGACACCAUCAGUGUCGCCAGACUUAAUGGAAGCUGUAAAAAGGUUGUUAUUCACGACGAGCUUUACGAUCCCCGAGCCAUAGCUCUACACCCUACUGCCGGUUGGAUGUUCUGGUCGGAUUGGAAUGAGAAGAAACCGAAAAUUGAACGCGCAAACUUAGACGGAUCUGGGAGGUUAUUAUUAGUGUCGGAAAAAUUGACAUGGCCUAACGGGAUCGCCUUGGAUACUGUCAAUAAUAAGUUGUAUUGGGGAGAUGCUAGAACACACAAAAUUGAGGUCUGCAAUAUGGAUGGCACUAAUAGAAGAGAACUCCACAACAGCGACAUUUUGCAUAUAUUUGGUUUAACUCUACUCGGUGAACAUUUAUACUGGACAGACAUGCAGAGACGGACUUUGGAUAAAAUUAACAAAGAUACAGGACUUGAGAGACAACCUGUUGUGGAACAGAUGGCGAACAUGAUGGGUGUCAAGGCAUUUCAUUUGGGCGAAAAACUAGGAAGUAACAGAUGUAGUAAUAACAAUGGUGGCUGUUCCCAUCUAUGCUUUAACAGGCCCAAUGAUUAUGUAUGCAGUUGUCCAUUAGGUUUGGAACUACGAAACGACAGGAAAACUUGUAUAGAGCCGGAUGCAUUCCUUGUGUACAGUAGGAAAAACAUCAUUGGUCGGAUUAGUAUCGAGAAUGAAAAUAAUGACGCUGUACUGCCAGUGAAGGAGUUAAAAGAAGUGAGUGCACUAGCAGUACAUGUGUCUGGUGCUAAAAUAUACUGGUCAGACAGUAAAACGAAAACUAUAAACCGUUGCUCCAUUAACGGCUCUAAUAUGGAGAAGAUUCUGGAGUGGAUGGGAUUGGUAGAAGGCUUAGCUAUAGAUUGGUCGGCACAGAACAUCUACUGGACGGACACGGCCGCACAACGGAUCGAAGUGGCGCGACUCGAUGGGUCCAGUCGUCGCACUUUGCUUUGGCAGGGCCUCAAAAAACCUAAGAGCAUUGUGCUUGAUCCAAAGAAGGGGUAUAUGUACUGGUCCGAACUAGGCUCUAAAAAUAUAAAACGUGCUGCAAUGGACGGUUCUUCACCUACAGUGUUCAUAGAGCAAGUGGGUCGUGUUCACGCUCUAGCUAUAGACUAUGAAAUGCGAACAAUUUACUGGGCUGCUUUGGAUCCACCGGUAAUAGAAUACGCCUUUCUAAACGGAACUGGACGUCGAAUUUUAGCAAGUAAUAUCUCUAUGCCAUAUGCUCUCACAUUAUAUGGCGAUCGCGUGUUUUGGGGUGAUUGGAACACCGGUGUGGUCGAAACGGCAUUAAAAAGGGACGGCAGCGAGCGCAGGAGCAUCCACGGCUCGCUGGACUACAUAUCGGACCUGAAGGUGUUCUGGCGCGGGCGCGAGGCGGACGGCGGGCAGUGUGGCGCAGACAACGGCGGCUGCGCGUACCUGUGCCUACCGCGCGCGCACGACUUCCGUUGCGCCUGCCCCGCGCACUAUCGCCGCAGCGCCGACAACCUCACCUGCGCGGGUAUACUCACACGAAUAUUGCUCGUACCUAGGACAGCUAGCUGCGCCUGCCCCGCGCACUAUCGCCGCAGCGCCGACAACCUCACCUGCGCAGUUAUACUCACACGAAUAUUGCUCGUACCUAGGACAGCUAGCUGCGCCUGCCCCGCGCACUAUCGCCGCAGCGCCGACAACCUCACCUGCGCGGGUAUACUCACACGAAUAUUGCUCGUACCUAGGACAGCUAGCUGCGCCUGCCCCGCGCACUAUCGCCACAGCGUCGACAACCUCACCUGCGCGGGUAUACUCACACGAAUAUUGCUCGUAACUAGGACAGCUAGCUGCGCCUGCCCCGCGCACUAUCGCCGCAGCGUCGACAACCUCACCUGCGCGGGUAUACUCACACGAAUAUUGCUCGUACCUAGGACAGCUAGCUGCGCCUGCCCCGCGCACUACCGCCGCAGCGCCGACAACCUCACCUGCGCGGGUAUACUCACACGAAUAUUGCUCGUACCUAGGACAGCUAGCUGCGCCUGCCCCGCGCACUACCGCCGCAGCGCCGACAACCUCACCGCUGCGCGGGUAUACUCACACGAAUAUUGCUCGUACCUAGGACAGCUAGCUGCGCCUGCCCCGCGCACUAUCGCCGCAGCGUCGACAACCUCACCUGCGCGGGUAUACUCACACAAAUAUUGCUCGUACCUAGGACAGCUAGCUGCGCCUGCCCCGCGCACUACCGCCGCAGCGCCGACAACCUCACCUGCGCGGGUAUACUCACGCAGAUAUUUCCGCAACUUCUCUGCGAGGGCUCUGUCGAAAUAA